AUGUCUUUCCAUGUUAGAUCAAACAGUUCUCCAUCUAAAUCUCAUCCAGAAAUAGCCAAUGUUGAAGACCAUAUCUGCAGGCUAAGGUCCUCAGAAGAAGCAUCCUUUUCAGCUUCUUCCAUAUGCACACAAAUGGCCAGCCUCAGAGAUUCACAUGAAGUUAUUAAUAAUUUGAUUCAGCUUCCAUCUAUCCAACAAACCCUUAUGGAUCAGGCCAAUGAGUUGAUUGAUGGAUCUCUGGAGCUUAUCGACAUAUGUGGAAUUGCUCGAGAUGUUAUAUUAUUGAUGAAGGAAUCUGUUGAAGAACUCGAAUCAUCUUUGAGAAGAAAUAGAGGCAUUGAUACAUAUGUGAAUUCAAGGAAAAAAAUCGAGAAAAUGGUUAAAAAGUGCAUAAAAAAUCUGAAGACUUUCGACCAAUGUUCUACAUUGUUCUUAAACAAAGACAACAAUCUUAAAGCUGUUGCAAGCAUGCUAAAAGAAGCAUUGGCCAUUGGCUUCUCUGUGCUCAAGUCAACAUUGUCAAUUUUUGCAUCAAAGCAAAAGGCUUGGUCACUGGUUUCCAUGUUUAGUCGGUUAAGCCGUGUACAUUCACAUAUAGAAGAAGAAUUGUAUGCCUUGAACAUCAACAAGUUGAGAAAAGACAUGGACACAUUAUCUGUGCAAACUACCCCUAGAAUUCUUGCUCUUGUUAAGAAAGAACCCCCUGUUGUCAAGCAUCACGAAGGUAAGCUCCUCAAAGGCAGUGUCAAUAUUAAUCUAAUUUGGUAUGGCAAGUUCACCUCCACACAGAGGUCCAUAAUUCUUGAGUUUUCCCAAUCCCUUAGCCAUAAACACCACUGCGGCUCACCACCACUCUCCGUCGCGUCAUGGUGGAGCACCGCUGCGAAAUACAAAGGCGGUUUAUGUAUUAUUAACGUAGGAAAUCAAGUCUUUGAUCAAAGUUACUCUCUUGGAAAAUCUUUAAAAGAUGCUCAGAUUGUAGCCCUGGCUUCUAAAACUAGUGGCCAUGUUAACGGAGUUAACGUCGUCUUGAUGGCAUUCGACGUAGCGGUGGAGGACUUCUGCUUGAACAAGUGCGGGAGCCACGGAUACAUACGUGGCAAGAGCAGGAAAAAGAAUUGGCCCGAAGAUAUUGAUAAUUUGAUUCAGCUUCCAUCUGCCCAGCAAUCCCUCAGAGAAAAUAAGGCCAGUGAGUUGUUUGAUGGAUCUCUCAAGCUCGUUGACAUGUGUGGAAUUGUUCGAGAUGUUGUAGUAUUGAUGAAGAAAUCUGUUCAAGAACUCCAAUCGGAGGAGAGAUAA
Messenger RNA from Fraxinus pennsylvanica, 1299 nucleotides. The record is from the annotation of a GenBank genome assembly. Lineage: Eukaryota; Viridiplantae; Streptophyta; Magnoliopsida; Lamiales; Oleaceae.